Messenger RNA from Loxodonta africana (African savanna elephant), 1983 nucleotides. It is a transcript of the gene RNF215, whose product is annotated as ring finger protein 215. Gene Ontology annotation, cellular component: plasma membrane. Gene Ontology annotation, molecular function: frizzled binding; ubiquitin protein ligase activity. Bases 194 to 1237 code for a protein of 347 amino acids. The record is from RefSeq and is a predicted model, not a curated record. The transcript is spliced from 8 exons. Gene Ontology annotation, biological process: Wnt receptor catabolic process; ubiquitin-dependent protein catabolic process. NCBI's taxonomy places the organism in Eukaryota, Metazoa, Chordata, Mammalia, Proboscidea, Elephantidae.
GCCGCGCCUCCUCCAGCUGGACCCACGUAGACUGGGCCUCUGCCGCCCGGCUUACACCCCUCCCUGAGCCCUGCAUCCCCGCAGCCCCGCUCCCAGAACCAGCCUUCGUCCUGGAUUGGGCGCUGACAGUCCAGUGCCCUCUCCCCAGGACGCCCAGGGCCCCAGCACUCGCGCUUCAAAACUUGAGAACCGGAUGCUUGCCCCUCCAAACGCGUUCCCAAACCCUGGCCUGGAUCCUGGUGCUGCUGACCCCCAGCACUUCCUCCUCCCUUCCCUUCCUCUGCCCGUGGCCCCUCACCCACAGAUGGACAUGGUGGAUGUCGAGCAGGAGGUGCCGGUGGAAGGCUGGAUUGCAGUGGCCUACGUGGGCAAGGAGCAGGCGGCCGAGUUCCACCAGGAGAAUCAGGGCAGCGGCCCCCAGGCCUAUCCCAAGGCCCUGGUCCAGCAGAUGCGUCGAGCCCUCUUCCUGGGAGCCUCUGCCCUGCUUCUCCUCAUCCUGAACCACAACGUGGUCCGAGAGCUGGACAUAUCCCAGCUUCUGCUCAGGCCAGUGAUUGUCCUUCAUUAUUCUUCAAACGUCACCAAGCUAUUGGAGGCACUGCUGCAGAGGACACAGGCUACUGCUGAGAUCACCAGUGGAGAGUCUCUGUCAGCCAACAUUGAGUGGAAGCUGACCCUUUGGACCACUUGUGGCCUCUCUAAGGAUGGCUACGGUGGCUGGCAAGACUUGGUGUGCCUGGGAGGCAGUCGUGCCCAGGAGCAGAAGCCCCUGCAGCAGCUGUGGAAUGCCAUCCUGCUGGUGGCCAUGCUCCUGUGCACCGGCCUUGUGGUCCAGGCCCAGCGGCAGGCGUCGCGGCAGAGCCAGCGGGAGCCUGGAGGCCAGGUGGACUUGUUCAAGCGCCGUGUGGUACAGAGACUGGCAUCCCUCAAGACCCGGCGCUGCCGUCUGGGCAGGGCAGCACAGGGCCUCCUGGAGCCGGGCGCUGAGACCUGUGCUGUGUGUCUGGACCACUUCUGCCACAAGCAGCUCAGGUGUGGGGCACAGAAAAAGACACCCUCACUGGAGUCCUGCCCCUGUGGCCUGAGGACCCCCUCCCUGCCCCCGGCACAGUGGCUCCGGGUACUGCCCUGUAAGCACGAGUUCCACCGAGACUGCGUGGACCCCUGGCUGCUGCUCCAGCAGACCUGCCCACUGUGCAAAUUCAACGUGCUGGGGAACCACUACUCAGAUGAUUAGCUGCCUGCCUGUACCCUGGCCCUCAACCUGGGCUCCUGGAACAGGACAGCAGGGUGCACAGGACAGAGGUCCCUGUGGGUGGGACAAAGGGCCCCUCCCCUGAUGAGGGGCAGGGUACCCUGCUGUGUCCACACUGGGAAGGUGGGGCCACAUCCCCAAGCAGGAUGCAGGGCUGAGACCAGCCAGUCCAGGAAGAGAGGCUGCUGGGGGCCCUUCUCUGCAAUUCUGGGGCUUCUUGCCUGCCCUCCUCACAGGCAGCUCCUCAGCACCCAGGCAGAGGCCUGGGUAAGAGGGUGAGGGAUAGUACAGCUGCUCUCAAGGAUUGGGGGCUCUCUGGCCUACCUUUUAGGGUGUCCCUGGAGGCUGAGGCUACAGUAUUUUGUGUUUAUUUAUUGGGGCAUGGGUUGGGGAAGGAACUUUCUGGCCUUCGGGGCACCCUGGCCUGACCAUCUUUCAGGAUACACCUCAGUCCAAGCUGUGAUGUUAGACCCAGAGUCCUCACUUUGCCUGCUGCCCCCAGCCACAGACACCGCUGUGUGUCCCUCCCCGGGCCUGGCUGGGACCAGGGGCUUUAGAGACUGUCCAAUCCUGAUCUCUCUCAGUCAGAGCUACAUGGGCCAGCCGGGAUCCCUGAAGCCACAGGAUAACUGGUGCAUUCCCCAGGGGCAUCGGGUUUUUUUAGGGAAGAUCUGGGGUGGGGAAGGUUUAAUAUUAAACGUGGAUAUAUUUUAACAUAAAAUAGAAAA